CGAAGACCAGUGGUGAAGCGAUGGGAUCAAGUUCAAUACGUGGUUAUAAAUUCGAAUGAGAUACUCGAAGUGUGGCAACGAGACACAACGAACAGAGUUUCGGCCAGAAUAUUCAAAGAAAACAGUAGUCAAAUUCAACCAUUGUUUCUACAAAUUGGCCAAAGUAUCCGAACAGUUACAAAUGUCAGUGUACAUACUAGUGAACGUGUUCGUGGAAUGUGCUGUGUUGAACGAUUUCUAUCUCAGUGAUACGCAUCCUUCCACUUGUAUCACACAAGAAAAAGAUGAAAGAGAAAUCCAUGGCUGUUACGUCGGACGGAGUUCAAAGGAAGCUAGAAGGAAUUGGAAAGGGCCAAGUGGCGAGGCACGCGUCUGGGCGUUCCAGACGGUAGCUACAUCACUGAGUGUUCCAACGUGCACGGGAGCAAAGGAACAUCGCCGGUAG
Messenger RNA from Frieseomelitta varia, 445 nucleotides. RefSeq lists its product as uncharacterized. The coding region runs from base 56 to 445 and encodes 129 amino acids. The record is from RefSeq and is a predicted model, not a curated record. The transcript is spliced from 3 exons. Lineage: Eukaryota; Metazoa; Arthropoda; Insecta; Hymenoptera; Apidae.